GGAAUAGUUUUAUUUGAUUAUUAACGACUACUCCAGUUGCUAAUAAAUCCUUUCAAUGCAUUACUAACAAGGUUAGGGUUCAUCUGGUACAAGGUGUACAGCUGAGUAGCCAUUCCUAAAAAGUUGUUAUCUCGGCAUUUCCAAAUUUCAUUAGUGACUGAAGACUUCCCAUAAUAUUUGCAUUAUUACCAGCCUGGUUCCCCAUAAAACCUUGGAAAUUGUUAAUCUCUUCCAUUCCAUAAGGAGCAGCUUCUGGGUUCUUGUUACUGAACAUAUUAGCCAAUGGAUUUUGCUUAGCUUUCACCUUGUAAUUAAACGAUUCGGCUCUAGCUCCUUGUCUGUCAAACAAAUCUACAUAAAAAGAGCCUUUUACGGGACCAUUCUGAUUAUGAUCAAUGUUCACUGGCUUAUCAACAGAAGAUAGGUCGAUAGUCUGCAGAUUCUUUGCAACAUAUCCAUUCCUUGUUAGAGAGAAAGCGACAAGUGUAAUCAGGAAGAUCGUUAAAGUUUUAUAUUUUAUUAAAAUUAUAGGAUACUUUUGGUUUCAAGGAUAA
Molecule: messenger RNA, 554 nt
Organism: Moneuplotes crassus
Lineage: Eukaryota; Ciliophora; Spirotrichea; Euplotida; Euplotidae
Source: the annotation of a GenBank genome assembly